AUGUCUAGUGCAGUAUCUGUCAGCAGAGUCCCGGCUCAUGUAUUCCGCGAUGGAUCGUCCGCUGGUUUACCGAUUGACCCCAACAUCACUAGUAACUGCACUUGGUGGAUUGACCUAACUACCUCGACGACCUGUGCUUCUGUGAUUGCGGAGAAGGCUAUUACCCUGGACCAGUUUCAAAGAUGGAACCCACCUGUUUCCGCCACCUGCGAGACUCUGCAGGCUGGACGCCCCUAUUGCGUCGAGGCCUUGUCCGAGCUAACAACGGCGCCGUCAUCUAGUAUUAGCGUAUCAGCACUGACAAGUCUUCAACCCCCACAAAGCGAUCUAACGCAGUCACCACAUGUAUCCGGACUGGUCGACAACUGCGACGCCAUCGCCGGCGCAAACGGCAUCAUGCUCGUCCAGUUCCUGUCCUGGAACCCCUCUGUCGGCACAACGUGCGGCGGGCUGUGGGCUGGCGCAUACGUCUGCGUCGCCAUCGCCAUCGGAGGCGCUGUGCCCUCGUUGUCAACGACGCUAUCGUUUGGGAACGGCGUCGUAGCGACGCUUACGCCUACGCAGCCGGGCAUGGUUACCAACUGCCAGAAGUUUGCGUUCGUUCAGUUAGAUGACACGUGCUUGAGUUUAGCGUCUGCAAACAGUAUCACUCUAGAUCAGUUUGUCGAAGGCCGAGACUGCGGUGGCCUAUGGCUGAAUUUCAAUGUCUGCAUUGGUGUUUGA
Molecule: messenger RNA, 723 nt
Organism: Lasiosphaeria miniovina
Lineage: Eukaryota; Fungi; Ascomycota; Sordariomycetes; Sordariales; Lasiosphaeriaceae
Exons: 4
Coding region: 1-723 (240 amino acids)
Source: RefSeq, a predicted model, not a curated record